UCUCGGUUAAUCCACUCUCAUUGUAGUUUACAAAUUAAUACUUGAACGCUGCUCUCAUGACUCAUCAUGACAUGUACCUAUAUAUAUCGAGCAUCAGUCAACACGUUCCUGCAUGCCACAUCUCGGUUUGUUUUCUGCCGUUAUUGCUUCAAGCCUCGAGUGGCGGAUAUAUGAUGCAGAUGGCAGUGCCGUGCCUACCGCGCGCGUUGAGCAAUUCAGUUCAAUACACGUUGAGACGUCGCAGCGCGAGCACAUAAAGUUAUUGGAUCGAUUUCAACUGUAGUGAAUCUCGUAAAAAAAUUAAACUAUAUCUUCCGUAAUAACAAAUUGUGUUCCCGUGCGAACUUUGAGUGCGCCGAACGAUGUCCUCGUCCAGUGACGAAUCCGAUGAUAGUUCAUGUAGUAGCGGAGGCGAAGAAAUCAGCGCCGAACAAUGGGAUCACUUGGGCAAAAUCAACUUUGAAAAACUGAAGUGCUUAAGAGAAAAAUUGAAUUGGGAAAACGAAGAAGAGCGUCGGAAAUUUUACCAUCAACUUGAAGAUUUAAUAAAAAAUUGGAAGGGUCGACGACCGAAUCUUCGAGACAUCUUUCGGCCCGAGGAAAUCGAUUGGCUUCUUACGGAGGAUGUCAAGGAAUUCGUGAAAAAAAGCGGGAGAAUACGUGAAAUUCCGAUCAUAAGAUUUGUGAAAAAGUCGGGUUACAAAGACGAGCCAAACGUAGACGAAAACGGCAAGCCACUGUUGCGUCGCGCCACUGCACUGCAUUACGUUCGUGGACGCAGUUUCUACUUCACCCCGGCGGUCACUGAUCUUUUUAAAAUAUACAACAGAUUCGACGCGAACUACACCGACGAAUCUGGAUUGACGCAUUUGCACGUGGCUUCCGAGUUGGAACUUGACGACAUUGUCCGAAAAUUUCUCGAUUUCGAGCAUGAUCUCGACUGCCGCGUGCAAAAAACAGGCGAUUCGCCGUUACACGUGGCUCUGAACAUGAAUAACAACGAAGUGGCACUGAUGCUGCUGAGAAGGGGUGCCGACCCGAAUCUGCCCAACGAGAAAGGAUUCACUUCUCUGCAUUUGAUCUACAAGUGGGAAUAUUUUUACGAAGACGAAGAUCGUGAAUUUUUGAAGAUGUUUUUCAAGAUCAUCGGAGAUCAAAAUCGAUCGUUACAAUUGGAAGCCCGUGACAAGUUGGGCCGGACCCCGUUGCAAUGGGCCGUGGCGAGUUUCAUGCCGGAUGCCGUCGAUACAUUUUUAGAUUUAGGCGCUGAUCUGUCGAGUUUUGUUUUUCCUACCGAGAGUCACCUUGACGAGAGAUUCGACAGGUGGUUCGAUGACUACUGGGAUGGUUUUAAAUUGCGACUAGAAUCUGGUGCUCUGGCCGUCUUGGAUUGUCUGAAGAGAAGAGGAUACGAGCUGGAACGUAGCGACGUUCUGACGAUUAUGAAAUUUUUCCUCAAGUACAAAGUUUUCAGGAAGGUAAGGGAUAAUGGAAGGGAGUUCGCGAGCGAAGAUUCACAGGACGACGAACAUUGGUACAAUUUCGAAAAUUUUGCGAAAAGAGCGAAAAAAAUUAUGAUUAAUCCGAGUCUGUCGCUUUACGAGCUGGUUCGGUUGCGACCCGGAGAGUCAGAAAAACGACUCACUUAUUUGGACUGCUUCGUUUUUGUGAACUCAGAAGACUUUUGGUUACUUCCCGAACUCGAGAGAAAAAAUGGCUCUUGUGCUGAGCACCUGAACGAGAUAAUGGCGAGAGGAUUUUGUCGACGAUGGGCACUGGAUCCAUUCAUGGACCUGACGAGCAACCGACUGCCAAUACUCUGCUGCGAAAUUAUCUUGGAGAACUUGAAGAACGAAGAUUUAUGUCGUGUUUGCUUGGCAGCCGUAGACCAAAGCUCAUGA
Molecule: messenger RNA, 1901 nt
Organism: Trichogramma pretiosum
Lineage: Eukaryota; Metazoa; Arthropoda; Insecta; Hymenoptera; Trichogrammatidae
Exons: 2
Coding region: 363-1901 (512 amino acids)
Molecular function (GO): protein binding
Source: RefSeq, a predicted model, not a curated record